Molecule: messenger RNA, 2121 nt
Organism: Puccinia graminis f. sp. tritici CRL 75-36-700-3
Lineage: Eukaryota; Fungi; Basidiomycota; Pucciniomycetes; Pucciniales; Pucciniaceae
Exons: 8
Coding region: 1-2121 (706 amino acids)
Molecular function (GO): ATP binding; ATP-dependent chromatin remodeler activity
Source: RefSeq, a predicted model, not a curated record
AUGACCCAAUUAAAGGUCGGGUCUACUCAGGCUGCCCGUCGGGCCGGUCCAAGUGGACCUGACCAAGCGCCAGGACCCCUCAGAGCUGAGCUUAUCCCAAGGUCCGAACCGACCCCAGCUCCUACUCCGUCUGCGACCCCGCCGCCGCAAGUGCUAGCGCCGGGAUCUCAACUUCCCAGUGACCAAGCCCGCGGGCAGCCCGGAAGCCCGUCUCUAUAUCGAGCCCGAUUUGUAAACGGGUUUGGGUCGGGCAGUAGAUUUCUUGAUUGCAGCCCGGCCCGACCCGCCCGGCAAUGUUCUGGCCCGCUUUGGGCCGGCCCGUGGGUGGCCCAAGCCCGCCCGAUUAUCAUCCUUACAUUCUCCCCACCUCAGAAUACCAUCUCAAUCACUCUUCAGGCAUGUCUUCAACCUUUUGUCUUGGUCAAUUCAUCAUCCCACCGAUCCAAAAAGAUACCUGAAGUGCAGUCAGCUUUUCAAGCUUCGGAGGUCAAGCUCACUCCAAUUUGGAACUACAACCCAGAUGUUUUCUUUAAAAUUCCGCACUUCACCUCUCAAAUCUCCCCCAACAGUCCCUUUCUACUGAGGAACGAGCAUCCCAACAACAAUUCCAAGGACUUGUGGUACCACAACAACAACGCCUGGCUUCGUCACUACUUUGACGAAGAGUCUGUGUCCAGCAAGACAGAACCACCCAAAGAUGACAGGUUGCAAGGUUCAAUACUUGCUGAUGAUAUGGGAUUAGGGAAGACGUUAACAACACUAGCUUUUAUAUUGGCUACAUGUGAAGAAGGAAGACGCUUUCAAAAGGCUGAUCCCAAAAACCAAUCUUCGGCUACCUUAGUAAUCUUCCCUCUCGCAACGCUAUCAAACUGGCAAAACAAAAUCAGCCUUCAUUUCAACAAUCAUGCAAUUACUUACAAGGUGUUCCAUGGGGAUAAUCGAAAGAAAAUGACUAAAGAAGACCUGCAGUCUAGCAUGAUGAUCUUGACGACGUACAAAAUGAUUACAACAAGUGGGAACAAGAGACAUCACCACCAACUCACAAUUGAAUCUCUCGACCUUUUUUGGUUCAUAGUUGUCUUGGACAAGGCACAGAAUCCAAUAACAAAUCGGACACAGAGCAUUCAGAACCUUCACACGCAGUUCGUGCUUUGCUUAACAGGAACACCAGUCCAAAACCGAUUGACCAACUUGCAAAUCUUGAUAACACUCUUGAAUAUCCAUCCUUGGAAUGAAGAAUGGGUGUGGAAAUGCUGCCUAAUUCCUCAAAUGAACGUUGGAGCUCGACAAGCAAUCAAGACUGUAAAUAGACUAAUGCAAGCCAUUUGCUUGAGAAGAACCAAGGAGGUUCUUCUCCAACUCCCAGAAAAAGUUGAGAAGAUUAUAGUUGUCAACAUCAGCCCACAAUGGGAGGAGGUUUCACAAAUGCUGCACACAACUUUCAUCGAUCUUUUUGAAAGGCUACAAACUGCGGGGGAAAGAUGGGAUUCUUCUGAUUUUUUCAGACAGUUGACAAUGCUUCGUCAAUUUUGUAAUCAUCCUUUAUUUGCGCGAUCGGAGAUUGAAUUUCAACCAGAAUGGCAAUGGCAGGAUUUGGCAAAAGUUGUCCAUCAAGGCGACAAUCUGAAGGUGUUUUUGGAAGGAGUUAGAGGAAUUAACAGGACCAAGGCAGUGGUUUUUUCUAGCUUUACAGGUUUUCUGGGGAUUAUUGAACGGGCGCUUGAAGAGAACAAUAUCAAAUCAACCUGGCUCACGGGGGACAACACUCCAAAAAAACGGGAUGAAAAAUUGGAAGAAUUUCAAACCAACAACACCUGUAAUGUCUUAUUGGCUUCAGUACAAGCAGGUGGGGUUGGGAUUGAUUUGCGGUGCGCUCAGAAUGUGUACAUGAUGGAACCAGGUUGGAACCCCGCAGCAGAGAUUCAGGCUGUUGACCGACUAUACAGGCUAGGACAAGUUAAUCCAGUUCAUGUGUAUCAGUACUAUGUAAGAGGUAGUCUCAAAAUGAACAUCUACCAGGUACAGAAGAGAAAAGGCAAACUAGCAAUGCUAAGCAUACCUUCAGGUGGGAAUGAGAAUUACGAGUGUGCUCAGCUAUUGAUGAAAGAUCUGAUAGGUUGA